AGUGUGGGGGAUGGGCCGUCAGUCUGGGGCCUGAGUUUGUCAGCUGAUCGGUCAGUCUCGGGUGUUGACUGAUAGAUGAUGGCCGUGCGCUUGCUUGUUUUGCUGCUGUUUGUGUUGACGUCCUGUCGGGGCUCGAUCUCGAUUCCCCCUCACGACGAAGUGGCCCGAAUGGCCCGGUACAUCGUCCAUAAGUCUGACUGGUGCUCGAUGGCCACCAUCUCCACCCAGGAAUCGAUCAAGGGGCUGCCUUUCUCCAAUGUUUUCUCGGUGAGCGAUGGGCCCUUGGAGAAGGGCACAGGUGAACCAUACCUGUACCUGACCCCGCUGGAAAUCUCGGUACACGACAUCCAGGCUAAUCCAGAAGUAUCCCUGGCUAUGUCGUUGGCAACAACGGACUACUGUAGGAAACAGAAGUUUGAUCCCCAAAGCCCACUUUGUUGUCGUGUGAUCCUCUCUGGACGAAUUUUGGAGGUGAACAGCACAGAAAUCGGCUUUGCAAAAGAAGCUCUCUUCAGCCGUCAUCCAGCAAUGCCUGACUGGCCACAUGAUCAUGGAUGGUACUUUGCCAAGCUCAACAUUACCAACAUUUGGGUCCUGGAUUACUUUGGUGGAAUUAAAACAGUAACACCACAGGAGUACUACAAAAUUAAAGCCUGAAUAUGAAAAGAAUUUGACUGGUGAAAGAAGAUCAUGAAUGUUGAUCAGAAUAUUGGAUUUUUCCAGAUUUCCCUCAAUGUUGCAGUGGAAAGGGAGCUUCUUUGAGCCAACUAAAGAAAUGAAUGAUUAUAAGCGAUACUUUAUAUUUUCUAAGAAAGCCCUGCUUUAUUAUCUUGCAAUUUUGAUGAUAUACUUCUGCAAUUCUUCUAAACUGGGAGCUUAAGUCAGGAAUGUUCAGGUUGCCAUAGUUAACAAAAUAUUUUUUAUUUGUCAUAGAACUCACUAAGAUUCUAUAAUACGUAAUAGCUGGAACAAAAUGAUUGACAAUAAGAUUUUUCUAUAAACAGCAAUGUAUAAAGUUGAGAACAAAUUACAAUUUACAAUGUUUUAAAUAAAGUAUAUUUUUCAAAAGAUUAAUUUGUAAUCAAAAAAUAACUCAAAAUAAAUGUAAAUCAAGGAGUAGUAUAUUGAUU
Messenger RNA from Stegostoma tigrinum, 1130 nucleotides. RefSeq names its product protein CREG1. The transcript is spliced from 4 exons. The record is from RefSeq and is a predicted model, not a curated record. NCBI's taxonomy places the organism in Eukaryota, Metazoa, Chordata, Chondrichthyes, Orectolobiformes, Stegostomatidae. The coding region runs from base 76 to 657 and encodes 193 amino acids.